AACUGGUGGCGUUCACUGAGCAGCACCACGGCUUUUAUAAACGGAACUGGUUGAAGAACCAGUGUAAAAACUCAGAUAAAUAAGUGCUGGGUGUUGUUAGACAGGACCGGCUAGAGCUACACCUCUGUGGAGGAGGCGUGACCCUCACAGCGAGCAGCGUGACCGCUGGUGGAUGUGGGAAUCAGUGUUUCAGCGACGACACGAGGAGGUGAAUACACCCCCCCUCACCCAGCCGAGCGGUGUGGUCGGAUUAGUUCCACGGAUAAGAGGAGCUUUGGGACGGGCUGAGUGUGUAGAGCAGGGCUGCUGUCUGCUGGAGCUGGAGUGCGUGUGACAUUGAGCGCGAGCGGGACUCACUGUAGCACACGCGCUCUGAACAUGACUCUGCAGGCUGAGUUAGCUGUCAGGCUAACAUGAGGUCUGUCUGCGCUGCGCGUGUCUCCGGCACGGCUCUGUGAAUUAGGUGAACGGUCACGGCGGGACCACUGCGCUGGAUGUCCCGUUUUUACCCUGCAGGAUACAUAUUUUAAAUUUUUUACUUCAAGGUUGAGCAAAUACGGAAAGUGCAAUGUCUCUUGUUUUCCCCCGACCCAACACCAGUGCGAUCGGCAAAAAGGACAAGCGACACAUGGCUGAGGUGAAUGCCUCUCCACUCAAGCACUUUGUCACCGCCAAGAAGAAAAUCAACGGCAUCUUUGAGCAGCUUGGCGCGUAUAUCAAAGAAAGCUCGGCCUUUCUGGAAGAGACAUACAGCAAUGAGGAACUGGAUCCAGUCACGACAGAGGAGCAGGUGGCAGAGGUGCGGGGUUACCUGUCCAAGGUAGCAGGGAUUGGUGAAGUCUUGUCCCGCAGACACAUGAAAGUGGUCUUUUUUGGCAGGACUAGCAAUGGCAAAAGCUCUGUCAUCAACGCCAUGCUGUGGGACAAAGUCUUACCAUCAGGUAUUGGACACACCACAAACUGCUUCCUGCGAGUAGAAGGAACUGAUGGCAAUGAGGCCUUCCUGCUUACAGAAGGUUCAGAGGAAAGAAAGAACGUUAAGACGGUGAACCAACUGGCCCAUGCUCUACAUCAAGAUGAGGACCUGGAUGCAGGCAGCCUGGUGUGUGUCAUGUGGCCUAAAGCGAAGUGUGCUCUGCUGCGUGACGACUUAGUACUGGUGGACAGCCCUGGCAUUGAUGUCACCACAGAAUUGGAUAGCUGGAUUGACAAGUUUUGCCUGGAUGCUGACGUUUUCGUGCUGGUGGCCAAUUCAGAGUCUACUUUGAUGCAAACAGAGAAAUCCUUCUUUCAUAAAGUGAACGAGCGUCUCUCAAGCCCCAACAUUUUCAUCCUGAAUAACCGCUGGGAUGCUUCAGCCAGUGAGCCUGAGUACAUGGAGGAGGUCAGGCGGCAGCACAUGGACCGCUGCAGCAGUUUCCUGGUGGAUGAGCUGGGGGUGGUGGACAGAGCACAGGCCAGUGAUCGCAUCUUCUUCGUCUCUGCUAAAGAGGUCCUGCAGGCACGUGUUCAGAAGGCCCAAGGAAUGCCUGAAGCAGGUGGUGCCCUGGCUGAAGGCUUUCAAGCCAGAAUGUUUGAGUUUCAGAAUUUUGAGAGGCGUUUUGAGGAGUGUAUAUCUCAAUCAGCAGUGAAGACAAAGUUUGAGCAGCACACUGUUAGGGCCAAGCAGAUUUCAGAAGCACUUCGACUGAUUAUGGAUUCUGUGCACGUGGCUGCCCAAGAGCAAAGGAUACACUGCAUGGAGACAAAGGAGGAACGGGAGGACAGGCUGGACUUCAUUGAUAAGCAGCUGGACCUACUCACCCUGGACUGUAAGAGCAAGAUCAGAAAGAUCACUGAGGAGGUGGAGAAACAGGUGUCAAACGCAAUGGCUGAAGAGAUAAGGAGGCUUCAUGUGCUGGUGGACGAGUUCCACCUUGAUUUCCAUCCCUCACAAGUGGUUCUGAAGGUGUACAAGAAUGAGCUGCACAGGCACAUAGAGGAGGGUCUGGGAAGGAACAUGUCUGAGAGGUGUUCCAAUGCAAUCACAAGUGCUCUUCAGAACACACAGACAGAAAUGAUAGAUGGUUUGAAGCCCUUGCUUCCCCUUUCUGUGAGAGAACAAGUGGAUAAGAUGGUGCCCAGACAGUGCUUCAGUCUCAGCUAUGACCUUAACUGUGACAAGCUGUGCAGCGACUUCCAGGAAGACAUCAACUUCCACUUCUCACUUGGCUGGACCAUGCUGGUCAACCGAUUCCUCGGACCCAAGAAUACCCGCCGUGCCCUCAUGGGUUACAACGACCAGGUCCCCAGGCCCAUGGCCAUCACCCCAGUCAGCACUUCCAUGCCCCCUUUCCAGCAGGGUUCUAUGACUCAAGAAGAGCUUAUGGUCUCAAUGGUGACAGGGCUUGCCUCUCUCACCUCACGGACAUCCAUGGGCAUCAUAGUCGUCGGAGGCGUGAUCUGGAAAGCAGUGGGCUGGAGGCUGAUUGCUUUGUCUGUGGGGCUCUAUGGGCUGCUGUAUGUGUAUGAGAGGCUCACGUGGACCACCAGGGCUAAAGAGCGAGCCUUCAAGAGACAGUUUGUGGACUACGCCAGCGAAAAGCUUCAGCUCAUUGUCAGCUACACUGGCUCCAACUGCAGCCACCAAGUCCAGCAGGAGCUGUCAGGCACCUUUGCCCAACUGUGUCAGCAGGUGGAUGUGACACGGCAGCAGCUGGAGGAUGAGAUUCAGGACAUGAACCGCAAGAUUGAACAAUUAGACACACUACAGAGCAAAGCCAAGCUGCUCAGGAAUAAAGCCGGCUGGCUGGACAGUGAGCUGAACAUGUUCACCCAACAGUACCUUCAGCAGGGUCGAUAAAGGUUUAGCGUUUAAAUUGCCGAACAAACAAGACCAAGACCAACAAUAAAAGUGCAAACUAAUACAUGCAGCAUAAGUUAUUCUACUGUUCAUAUACAAGUUAUGUAUGUAUAACACCUUUUAGACAUAAUUUUAUAGGAGGGGGCGUUACUCGAUUAUACCAAAUCAAAAAUCGUUAUGCCAUCCGUUUUCUAAAGUGACUGCUUUCGUUCUUCUUCUUUUUUUUUUUUUUUUUUUGGCAUUUUAUGGCAUGGAAAUGGCCUUUAAGAUGACAAUGUUGGCAAACUGUAACGCAAUGAAGAAAGGCGACCUAAUAGGUCAUUUAGUUGGUUUUCUUUUUGUAAAGAGAUGCUCACUUUUUUUGUGUCAUUAAUUAUUUAUUAUUUUGACUUCAUGUGAAGUUGUCACUGUUGUUUUCAUCUUUUGAAUUGUAAUCGUAGGUGGCAACUGUUGGAUUCAGUGAUAUUCCCUGCUUGCUAGAAUAGGUAGAUGAGAGGCGGUCUGUGUGAAUGCGUCUUUACUUUAUAUCCGACUGGCCACUGUGAGUGAGACCGAAUGGUGGAUCUCUGGCCUGAUGAAAUUUGCAUUAUCAAUACUUGCAGAUGUGGCCAUGACCCAGAUAUGUGUGGGAAACUGUAAUGCUACACACAUGGUAAAUGCACUUCAAUUUAAGAAUUUAAGCUUCUUUGUCCAUGUCAUGUGUGGAACAAGCUAAGGCAUUUGCAUCUGCAUGGAUGUGCAAGGUGCAGCAUUUAUUUAUUAUCACCUAUGUGGGCUGUGUCUCCCUAUACUUGACAUUGAUUGAUUGAUUUGAGGGCUGGUGAAAAGCAGCAUGUAAUCAAUUUGGCAAGUUGUCUUUCUGAGUUUUGCCUUCCUGCCAUAAUCCAACUCCCUGCAAGUGUAGGUGCUUCAUGCAACACAAUAAGUGUAGCAGAUUAGCGUUAUAAUCCUUUCAAUUAUGUCCUUACAUAAGGAUUAAUCUACAGUUACAGUAGAUACAGGAAUUGUUGCAUCCAUACUGCUGUGUGACACCAAUUUCUUUAGUCUGUAAUUGGUCCAAUAGUCAGAAUCACUUGACAGUAAGUGACAGUAAGUCACAGUGCAUGAAAUUUAGUUAUUCCUCAGUACGAAGGAUGAAUCUGUCUAAGCAUAUAAAAAUACUUUAACUACACAAACAAACAAGUGCUUUAUUUACCCUGAGCUUAGACUUGUACAGCAGAGAAAAGAAAUGAAGAGAGCAGAGACGAUUGCACUGAAAAUAUAGACCUUGCUGCCACCCUUUGAGGACUGAUGAUACAGCAAAGCCCUUCUAACGAUGUUCACGCAUUAAUGUUUACAAAGAAGAACUAAUUUAAUCUUAUUUAAAGGGAAUAAAAUGAAAUCUGCCAUGAAAUGGUGCCUCCAGAAUUUCUUUUGUAAUACUUCAGCACCAUAUUUGGCUUAACUCUAUUAUUUGCUAUUCAAAUAUAUUAGAACACUAAGAGUAGAAGGUCUAUACAAAGAGCACUUGGCAUCUAGAUGUAGUGACCCAGUAUGUGUAUAAACCACCACUUAUUAUUCCCUCCUCUGUCCCGGUCAUGUGUAAUAGCUUGUUGAGUUUGGACUCUGGUUUGUGCCAAGUGUUUAAGGAAGCAAUCUGAAGAGCUCUUCACUGAUUGUGCACUUUAUAUUUGCUGUUUUUUUUUCUCGCUCUGUCUAAAAUGUAAAUUCAGUUUUGUAUCUUUUGCCUUGUGGUCAGCAGGUAAGCAGAGAAAAAUGAUAAACUUGGUUGACCCACAGAUUCUGUGUCAGUAGUCAUGUAGAGAUAUGUGUGCAUGCAGUGAUGGUUGUAAUGAAAUGUCUUGUAACCUGCAAAUGUUGAAGAUGAAAUAAAAAAGUAUAGUUAAUUGUGAA
Molecule: messenger RNA, 4735 nt
Organism: Astyanax mexicanus (Mexican tetra)
Lineage: Eukaryota; Metazoa; Chordata; Actinopteri; Characiformes; Acestrorhamphidae
Gene: mfn2
Product: mitofusin 2
Exons: 18
Coding region: 569-2842 (757 amino acids)
Biological process (GO): mitochondrial fusion; mitochondrion localization
Cellular component (GO): mitochondrial outer membrane
Molecular function (GO): GTP binding; GTPase activity
Source: RefSeq, a predicted model, not a curated record